Nymphaea colorata (pocket water lily) is the source of this 1752-nucleotide messenger RNA. RefSeq lists its product as uncharacterized. The transcript is spliced from 9 exons. Gene Ontology annotation, molecular function: methyltransferase activity; RNA binding. Gene Ontology annotation, biological process: methylation. The coding region runs from base 208 to 1044 and encodes 278 amino acids. NCBI's taxonomy places the organism in Eukaryota, Viridiplantae, Streptophyta, Magnoliopsida, Nymphaeales, Nymphaeaceae. The record is from RefSeq and is a predicted model, not a curated record.
ACGAAGAACGUUCAAAUGUAGGCUUCCCACCAAAUUGUUUCAAUGAAAGGAUUCUCCUUGUCAGUCUUCCUUCCACAUCCAAACGUGUCAUAUGAAGUCCGUCCAAUUUGCAAAAUAAUCCCGUGCCUCUGGAAAUUCCAGGGAGAAUCUUGACGUAUCCGCCGUCUCUCGCUAAUUGUGGGAGUGCCAACUAAAAACACACGCAGCAUGGAAGCUCUCCCGCUCUCUUUGGCUAGACGUUCGUUACUCUCAAGGAUGGCCGCACCCAUCUUUCCGUUUGCUCUCCCCAUGUGCAGCAGAUUUCGUUUGCCCCCAUUCCUUUAUGUGGCAAAAGCAGAUUGCCCAAUUCGUUUGAAGCUCUGGAGAUCCUAUGCUUCCGGAAAGUCGGCUCAAAUCCACGUUCAGAAAAAAAAGAAGAGGCUGGAUGAGAUUUGUGUUGAAAGGUUUGAACAAUAUAGCCGGACACUGAUACAAUCAUGGAUUCUUCAAGGCAAGGUAUUAGUUGAUGGUAAGGUAGUAAGCAAGGCUGGAACACCUAUUUCUAAUAAAGCAGUGGUAGAAAUAAUUGCAGAAGUACCAAAAUAUGUGUGUAGAGCAGGAUACAAGUUAGAGGCUGCCAUUCAGCAGCUGAACGUGGAUGCUAGUGGAAAGAUUGCUCUUGAUUCGGGCCUAUCAACUGGGGGUUUUACUGAUUGUUUGCUUCAACAUGGUGCAUCCUUUGUUUAUGGAGUGGAUGUAGGCUAUGGUCAGGUGGCUGAUAAAAUUCGUCGAGACAAUCGUGUCUGUGUCAUAGAACGGACAAACCUAAGAUAUCUACCUGGUCUGCCUCAGAAAGUGGAUCUGGUCACACUUGACCUUUCGUUCAUCUCUAUUCUUCUGGUCAUGCCUGCAGUUGUCAAUGUUAUGAAGCCUGAUUCUUCUUUGAUUACACUGGUUAAACCUCAAUUUGAGGCCCACCGCUCCCAGGUAGGUCGUGGUGGAAUUGUGAGAGAUCCUGCUGUCCAUCAAGAGUUUUCAUAUGCUAGGUUCUUGAGAAAAUUGUGAAAGGCGUGGAGGCAUUUGGAUUUAGCAGCCAAGGUUGGAUAGAGUCUCCCAUAAAAGGAGCUGAAGGAAACACAGAAUUCCUUGUCUGCUUCUGCCGAAGAGCUCAGCAAGAACCAUGAUCCAGGUCUGUGCAUUCGCGUCACCAAUUCUUAUGAAGAAGCUACACUUACAGCAGUAACGAUCAAGUCCCCUAUUCGGACUUCCUGAAGUUGCUCUACAUGAAUUUAUUGAUUUGGAAGUAUGAGGGUAUCAACUUUCAUUUCUAACCUAUCUCAUACUUUGCUUGCCAUGGCUGGUAUCUGGUGUCUAGAAGGUGUAUGCUUCAUAAUAUAUAUUUUUUUUUUGGAAGUCAAAUUUUAGGAUCCGUUUCAUCAGGAAGCAAUUUAUCCAGCCGUCAGUACGCACACAUUCUGGAGAACAGUUCUCCAAUAGAUCUCUUUCGUCAACUAUACAAUGACAGAAUGUAGUGGUCCACCUCCUUCACUGCAACAUGUUGAGGCAUGUGUAUAUCAGUGAUAUAUGUACGUAUUUUUUUGCCAUAUAAUGGGUAUGUUUCAAUUUGUGUACUUGGAUUGGAUAUUAGGUAUAGCUUGGACCCAAUUUUGGAUCAUGUAUGAACUGUAGGAGAUAGAAAAGCUGUCAGUUGUAUUGGGAUAACUAUGCAAUAAGAAAUCUUGUCUUGAAAAUUCUUUUGAAUUCUUGGAGCCC